This is a messenger RNA of Phytophthora sojae, 777 nucleotides long. RefSeq lists its product as hypothetical. The record is from RefSeq and is a predicted model, not a curated record. Lineage: Eukaryota; Oomycota; Peronosporomycetes; Peronosporales; Peronosporaceae. The transcript has 2 exons. The coding region runs from base 1 to 777 and encodes 258 amino acids.
AUGCUGCACCAUUUCAUCAAGACAGUUGUCGUCCCGAGUGGUAAGAAGAAACUGGUCGUGUAUGCGGACAACUGCGGAGGCCAGAACAAAAACAAUCUGGUAAUCAAAUUUUUGCUGGCCCAAGUGCACAUGGGCGUGCUCGAACGUGUCGACUACAAGUUUUUCGUCAAAGGUCACACGAAGUAUUCGUGUGACAGGGGCUUUGGGCACAUCCGCAAGUUCCUUGUCCGCCAGGAUUGCUGGACGCUAGACCACGUGGUAGAUGCAGUGAAGAAUUCCGCCACUUUGAACCGAACCGUCCACAUUUCCCCUCUACAAAAACCUACCGGUGUGCAGCAGUACCAAUGGUUUGCAAUGGACGCCUCAAAGCCCGGGGUUGUCGAGUGCAGGAAGAGCCCGAUAACCGAUGCAGAAGAACAGAACCUACGCCGAAAUGUUGACGGCGUUCUCACGGAAAGUGGCAAGGUAACCCGCAUGUUCGAGCAUUUCCUUGAGCUGCUACCGGCUCCUGCGGUCAACACGGAGAAGAAGUACACGAUGCACAACGUCGUACGUCCCUACGUACCAGAUGAGUUCCGUGGCGACCCUAUCUACGCCGCACUUAGCAAAGAGCAAGGUCAAUCUGCUAAAGCAGCCAACCAGUCACGCCGCCUACACCGAGCUGCAAUGGCGCUUGCAGCGAAGAAGAACCAGGACCAGAGAGGAAGAGUCGUCGGAGGAGAAGACGACGAAGCCGCCGUGACAACGAAGAAGCCGCGGAAGUCUGGUCGAGCUUAG